AUGCAAGUUAAUCCCGCAUCCAAAGAAUUGGCAGUGAACUCGAAUAAUUCCAUGACAAAGCUUCGAUUAACCUUGAGUAGCCUCAUAAAUGAAAGGAAGCAGAUUCGGGACUGCGACCAGAUUUCAUUCGAUGCUCUUCAAGCACACAUCGAGAGUGCUGAAGCGCAUCGAAAGGAUAUUUUCGUGAAAGAGCUUGUGAACUGGAUUGCUGAGCCCGUCGGUGAGACGAGCAUUAGUCAUCCCUUCGAAUUACAGGACAUUUGUGGAAACGAAGGGCAAGACAAUGUGAAGAACGACGCAAAGCUACUGGCUCUUGUGAUGAUGAUGCACUGGACGUGGACACUGCACGAUUGGUGUGCACAACAAUUUGCAAAAUCCGAAGAGAAGGACUCAGAUGUCGCUUGGCCAAUCGUCCCUGAUGCAGACGACAUCAUGCUUGAGCCUGACGUCGUGCUGAGGAUUGUAGAGGGGAAGACUUCGAAAGGACUUGUGCUUGAUGACGAGGUGAGGAAGUGGAAGGUGGACUUUGGAGAGGAGGAGCGAGCGAAUAUUGAGAAGUGGGUUAGAGAUGCGAUACCGGAUUAGGGGCGUUUGAAAGCCAAGAGGUUAAGAUCGUCAUAAAGUAACAGCGGGCAAGAUCCUGGAUUGGAAGCAGUAUUUGACUAUACACCAAU
Hyaloscypha bicolor E is the source of this 674-nucleotide messenger RNA. RefSeq lists its product as uncharacterized. The transcript has 4 exons. The coding region runs from base 1 to 585 and encodes 194 amino acids. Lineage: Eukaryota; Fungi; Ascomycota; Leotiomycetes; Helotiales; Hyaloscyphaceae. The record is from RefSeq and is a predicted model, not a curated record.